This is a messenger RNA of Seminavis robusta, 1103 nucleotides long. The record is from the annotation of a GenBank genome assembly. Lineage: Eukaryota; Bacillariophyta; Bacillariophyceae; Naviculales; Naviculaceae.
UUUGAAUUGUCCAAGUCACUCUUCCUCGUCUUCUCUCACAAAGCAGACUAAACCAAACACAAAAAAAUCCAACCAUCACACCCGACAAUGCCCAAUUCAUCCAAGCCCAAACUAGUUGUGGAGGCUCCUCCCAACGGCGAUCAACCCAAAGCAGUUGUCAUUCUACUUGGCUGGUUUGGUGCCCAGUUCCGACACUUGAAAAAGUAUGCUGACCUCUAUGAACAAUGUGGAUGCACCACCAUCUCUGCCAUUCUUGAUAAGAAAUCCAUCAUGUUUAUAAACCUCGUCAAGACCGAUGCAUUGGUCAACCUGGUGGUAAAGGAAGCAUGCAAGCACUUGCGCCAAGGUGGCGAUGAUGUACCACUAAUCUGCCAUGCCUUUAGCAACGGCGGAUGUGUACCCCUCUACCGAAUGCAAAAACAAAUGAUGGAAAAGAUCAAUACUAACAAUAAUGCUGAGGAUGUGGACAACUGGAAGUUGAUUCGAGAUCGCUAUCAACUUGGAGGCGAGAUUAUUGAUUCUGCACCAAUUUUCCCGGAUGCGGCUGCAUUUGGUCGAGCCAUUCGUACAGCCUUGCCAAAUCGUGUGCUGUCUUCUACAGCCAUCUUUUUCGUGUCGAUUUACCAAAACUCUCAAAACUCUGUCAUGAAAGCGCGAGGGAAAAAGCCCUACCCGGACAAAUUUUGGUCUCAUUGGGAAGACUCUCCACAAUAUGCUGGAGUGCAGGCGUUCAUCUACACCACAGCGGAUACUAUCUUGCCAUACGAAAAACUGGAUGAACUGGUUGAGACUCGGAAAGCUCAUGAAGGAGCCAAUGUCUUGGUGGAGCGAUUUGGUGACAGUGACCAUGUCCAGCUCUUGAAGGACCACAAGGAAGAGUAUUGUUCUUUGAUUGGCAGAGUUUUGGACGGCAGCCAGAAGUGAAUGUGCCUGAUAGAGUCCCACUACGAGGAACUGCAUGUAGAAUAGAAAUUUCUUAUAACACAUAUAUAUUGCAAGUGCACCUUUCUUUUGGAAGAAGUCCGACUACUUGUUCAGAGAGAGCAAGUUGGCAAGCCAUCACCAGAAUCAGAUAAUUUAGUUUGCCUUGGGUUGGUUGGACU